AUGACAACGACGACGACGUUGACAGAGCACAAUGGUGCAAAUUGCGACGAAACUGUUUUUACACCAGAUGGCCCAGUUGUUGGCCGAAAAACUAUCGCUGCAAACGGACAGCAGGUCUACACGUUUCAAGGAAUUCCGUAUGCACAGGCACCAACAGGGAACUAUCGUUUUCAGUAUCCGAUAAAAGUGAAAUCAUGGGCAGAUUUAGCAAAGAAUGCAUCUUCUUAUUAUCAGGACGCUUGUCUUCAAAAAGACACGUUAAGCGCUAUUGGUACCGAAGACUGCCUUCGUAUUAGCAUUUUUACUAUUGAUAGAGAUGAUGAGAAGCUGUUACCAGUAUUUGUUUGGAUUCACACUCAUCACUCAAAAGGAGGUAUAUCAGAAGUGUCACCGGAGUCCGGCUACAAGAACAACAUUGCAGCAAGAGGAAUUGUUGCUGUAACCUUUAAUUUCAGAGUUGGUGUUAUGGCUUUAAACGAAACUAUUAAUCUCGGUUUUAAAGACCAACAGAUGGCGCUACAGUGGAUUAAAGAAAAUAUUGAGUAUUUUGGUGGUGAUCCAGCUCGGGUGACACUGGCAGGUAGUGGCAGUGGCGCAGAGUUCGUGCUGGUACAUAUGAAAGACAAAGCGUCAAGCGGUUUGUUUUCAGCUGCAAUCCUUCAGAGCGGUCAGUAUGCUAGAGAAAGAUUUAUGAGUUGUUUAGCGAUAGAACAACUGAAAAAACGAAUAGGGUGCCACGAAAAAGACUUGCAGUGUUUGAACAGAAAAUCGUCAAAUGACUUACUUGAUGCGAGCGAGGAUUUAAAUUUUGUCCCGUGCAUAAAUCAUUUCAAGGUAAACGACCCCAUCGUUAACAAAGUUCCAGUACUUAUUGGUGUCAAUAAAGAUGAAUCAGCAAGCGAUGAAAUAUUCAGAAUUCUUUAUAAAAAAAGUGAAAUUGCAAACUUCAACGAGACUGACUUCAUCAAGAAGUUGAAUCAUACCGCCGAAGCACUAGCCAUGGAAAAUGACUGGGCGUAUACUCAUACAAGAAGGCUACUGCUUAGAAAUUAUUUUGAGAAUCCUCCAAAAUUGCCAGAAACUUGGUUUAGCAGAUUCGUUAAAAUGACCACUGAAUCCGAAUAUGAAGGUCCAAUGCUGCAGGUGAUCAAACGCUUAGAAGGAGUUAACGUUUACGCCUACCUUUUCUCACACUACAGUGAUGCAGAAAUGAUAGGUUUGCCAUGGAAAGGAGUACUUCACGGCUCUGAACUACAGUACUUGUUUUCACAACCUGGCAUAUCCAUACGCAAAGAUCUAAGCUUUUCGCCAACUACUAGUGAUUUGAAUAUGGUCAACACGAUGGGAGCACUGUGGGCAAACUUUAUUAAAUAUCGCGACCCCACUCCAGAAAGGAAGAAAUUUAGAUGGAUUAAAGUGGCUUCACCACGUACUUUUGAAAACGGAUCACUCAAUCACGUUAUUCUUAAACCAUCGCCUGUACAGCUAUCACAUUUGACUUCAGACACCGUCACGGUUUGGGUCGGUGAACUACGAGACUACAUGGAUGCGCAAAAGAAGAUUUGA
Messenger RNA from Enterobius vermicularis (human pinworm), 1566 nucleotides. NCBI's taxonomy places the organism in Eukaryota, Metazoa, Nematoda, Chromadorea, Rhabditida, Oxyuridae. The record is from the annotation of a GenBank genome assembly.